This is a messenger RNA of Phycodurus eques (leafy seadragon), 1491 nucleotides long. It is a transcript of the gene adra1d, whose product is annotated as adrenoceptor alpha 1D. The record is from RefSeq and is a predicted model, not a curated record. Bases 1 to 1491 code for a protein of 496 amino acids. Gene Ontology annotation, cellular component: membrane. The transcript is spliced from 2 exons. Gene Ontology annotation, biological process: cell-cell signaling; positive regulation of cytosolic calcium ion concentration; phospholipase C-activating G protein-coupled receptor signaling pathway. Gene Ontology annotation, molecular function: alpha1-adrenergic receptor activity. NCBI's taxonomy places the organism in Eukaryota, Metazoa, Chordata, Actinopteri, Syngnathiformes, Syngnathidae.
AUGACCGAUUCCGACUUAAGGAACGACAGCAUCCACGCGAUCUAUUUCACGGAAGCCCUCAAUGGAUCUUUACUGGAUGGCAGGUUUCCAAACGACAGCAGCAGCACCACUGGGUGUCCGAACUGGACAUUGGACUCUCGAUCCGUGUGGCUCGGGCUUUUUCUCGCCUCGUUCACUCUCGCGGCGAUCGCGGGCAACAUUUUGGUCAUCCUGUCCGUCCUGUGCAACAGCCACUUGCAGACGGUGACCAACUUCUUCAUAGUCAACUUGGCCAUGGCGGACCUGCUGCUGAGCAUCGUGGUGCUGCCCUUCUCCGCCUCUCUGGAGGUUCUGGGCUGCUGGGUGUUCGGCCGGGUGUUCUGCAACAUCUGGGCGGCGGUGGACGUGCUGUGCUGCACCGCCUCCAUCCUCAGCUUGUGCAUCAUCUCCGUGGACCGCUACAUCGGCGUCAAACACUGCCUCAAGUACCCGAGCAUCAUGACCGAGAGGAGGGCGGGCGUCGUCCUGGUUCUGGUGUGGGUGUCGUCCACGGUCAUCUCCGUUGGCCCGCUGCUGGGCUGGAAAGAGCCACCUCCCGUGGACGAGAGCAUCUGCAGAAUCACCGAGGAGCCCGGAUACGCGCUCUUCUCCUCCCUCUUUUCCUUCUACCUGCCGCUCCUGGUCAUCCUCGUCAUGUACUUUCGGGUCUACGUGGUGGCCCGCAGGACGACCAGGAGCCUGGAGGUGGGCGUCAAGCGGGAACGGGACAAAUCCGUGGAGGUGGUCUUGAGGAUCCACUGCCGCAGCGUGCCGGAGGAUGCCCGCGCGGUCAGCUCCAAGAGCAACAAGCAGCACCCGUUCCGGAGCUCGCUCUCCGUGCGCCUCAUGAAGUUCUCGCGGGAGAAAAAGGCCGCCAAAACCCUCGCCAUCGUCGUGGGCAUGUUCAUCCUGUGUUGGCUGCCUUUCUUCUUCUUUUUGCCGAUGGGCGCCUUCUUUCCAGCGAUGAAGCCAUCCGAGACGGUAUUCAAGGUGGUCUUUUGGCUGGGCUACUUCAACAGCUGCAUCAACCCCAUGAUCUACCCCUGCUCCAGCAAAGAGUUCCAGCGGGCUUUCACCCGCCUCCUCAGGUGUCGCUGUCACCACCGGCGGAGGGCUCUGCGUCGCUUCUACGACCAGAAAUGGCGCUCGGCUGUCAGGGGAAUGGCGUUGGAACAAAGAGGAGAGCAGGAGUCUGGCUACGCCGCGCACAGCUCCUGUGGCAGCUCUUUGUUAAGCAAGCCGGGGGGGAGUUUAAAGAGAUGGAAGCUGUUCCCGCCGCUGCAGAAGUCCUCCUUUCAGCUCAAAGAGACAGUAAACAAUCUGUCAAAUAAAAUCAAGGGAGGCACAGGGCGAGGCAGCACACCUGCAGUCGUCGAUGCCGUUUCAAUGGGGAUUUUCAACGUCUGUGAACAAAGCAGUUAUAACAUCUAUGACUUGGCUGAGUGUUACGGCCUGAAGGAGACGGACAUUUAA